CACACGGCCGACGGCGCUAAUUUUAGCCGUCGCCACGUGCGAAAGCAAAACCCCCAAACGUUCCGUCGAGGCGCGAGUGCUGCCCAUCGGCGCGGGAGACAUCGCAGCCGACGCUUACGAUGGCGGACGCACCGUCGAAACCAACCGACACGGGGGCGACAAUGAAGGGCGUGUUUGAAGCGCGCAAGAGCGUCGGCGCCGAAAACACGAACCGAAUAGCAGAGCUCCUCGAGCAAGAGCUCAACGGCAUGUCCGCCGACCAGAUCGCCAAGAUGGUCCAAAAGCAAAACCACGGGUUCGUCAUCUCGCUCAACUCCAAGUUCAAACUGUGGUGGGACGUCGCGGUCGCGAUCUUGACGCUGUACGUGGUGAUUGUGACGCCGGUCCAAGUCGGAUUUGGGCUCAAGGACUACAACACACUCGACAACAUCCAGGUGUUUGUUGACGCCAUGUUUAUCGUCGAGCUCGUGCUCACGUUUCGGACGUCGUACAUUGAUUCAGCGACGCGGGAAGAGAUCAACGACGCGUCCAUGAUUCGGCGGCACUACAUGUACGGGUGGUUCAUUCCGGACGCUGCGAGCAGCUACCCGGUGCGCGUCCAUGAUGGCGGAUGCGGCGGCGUCGACUCACGUGUGCUUCAUGACGAUGCAGGUGUCGUGGUUUAGCGCGCACGACCAAAACAGCUCGGUGCAAGCGCUCAAGUUUUUGCGCAUCCUCAAGAUCUUUCGUGUGUUUCACUUGUCCAAGUCGCCGCUGUUUGCCAACUUGACGGCGUACGUGUCGCGCAAGAUGAACCCGGCGAUGCUGCGCAUGCUCAAGCUGCUGCUCAUCUUCCUCCUCUGCCAGCACUUUAUCGCGUGCAUGUAUUACUUUGUCGUGUCGUACGAAGGCAUUGGCGCCGAUACGUGGGACGUCCCGUUCGACUUGGACGAAACCGGGCUCACGGAGAAAUACGUCGGGUGCUUUUACUUUGCCAUUAUGGUCACGACCGCCAACGAUUUGCAGCCGAAAACAACGCUCGAGCGCAUUUUCACGGGGCUCAUGCUGCUCCUCGGCAUUGCAAUCAAUGCCACAAUCAUCGGGUCGGCGGCCAACUUGCUCGCCAACCUGGACAAGACCGAAGUCGCGCGAAAGGAACACUUGGACGCGAUCAACGACUACCUGCGCUUCAAAAAGGUGCCGCUCGCCCUUCAGGACAAGAUCCGGCACUACUACGAUUACGUGUGGACCGUCCGGCCGAGCGAACAGUCGAGCAAUUUGUUUGUCGAUUUGCCGGAUCGGCUCAAGCUCCAGCUGACGCUGUCCCUCCACCGCGACUUUAUCAACAAGGUGCCGCUGUUCAAAGCGCUGUCGCCAGGCGGCACGAUCGCGAUCGUGCAGUGCAUGGAAAGCGUCGUUGCCAUGCCCAAGGACCUGAUCAUUCGCGAAGGCGAGCCGGGCGAAGAGUUUUACUUUAUCAAUUCGGGGUCCGUCGAGGUCGACAUUGCGGUCAAGAAGAACAAGGUGCAGCUCGGCGUGCUGGGCGCCGGGUCGUACUUCGGGGAGAUCUCGCUCCUGACCAACGAGCCACGGUCGGCCAACGUCCGCGCGGCGCUCUUUUGCGAGCUCGAGAUGAUUCGCAAGGACGAUUUCAACGCGAUCAUCCACAGCUUUCCCCAGUUCCACAUUGCGCUCAAGAAGAUCGCCGACUCGCGGCAGCAGACCGCGAUCAACAUGCAAAAGAUGUCCAAGCUCAUGAAGAAGGACGAGACCCCCGAGGCGACAGCCACCCCCGGCCUCGCGGCCAUGAUGCGCGUCAUCGAUUUGGCCAUGCGGCGGAAAUCGCCCAAGGUCAACGAUGCCGACGCGGUCAAGAAAAAACCCGCCAUGCUCUUCGACUCGGUGCUCGACGACGACUUUAUCCUCAAUAUGUCCCAAGCCAAAGCCCGCAACAUCACGCGCAUGAAGCGCAUCAGUGCAGACAUGUUUUCAAGGCUCGACGAUCCCGAGUAGCACCGAAGCAGGCGCCAUGUCGUCGCCGCCGUGUAGAUGGGAAGCGAUUAUUAUUUUAACAAGCAGUGCGAUCAAUUCAACGUGUUCGGUUGCGCCACACGAUGUCGACGCUAAAAGUCGUCGUCGUCGGCGGCGGCGGCGUCUCGAUUUGG
This is a messenger RNA of Aphanomyces invadans, 2144 nucleotides long. RefSeq lists its product as hypothetical. NCBI's taxonomy places the organism in Eukaryota, Oomycota, Saprolegniomycetes, Saprolegniales, Verrucalvaceae. The transcript is spliced from 4 exons. Gene Ontology annotation, molecular function: voltage-gated potassium channel activity; protein-containing complex binding. Gene Ontology annotation, biological process: transmembrane transport; potassium ion transport. The record is from RefSeq and is a predicted model, not a curated record. Bases 601 to 1992 code for a protein of 463 amino acids. Gene Ontology annotation, cellular component: membrane.